GCCUUCUUGUUGUUCCGCAGAAACGUAUAUUUGGACUGUAUCGUAAAACUUUCUCUGGUAAAACUCUCUACAGCUCUGGUUAACCUCAGCGUUAAUGCAAAUAAACUGAAUUUAAGGAUUAAAAUGCACAUUUGAAGGAAAACCAGUGAAAAUGCUCUUUAUUUUGCCCACAUUGCUUUGGUGUUUACGUGGCCGUGGUGUGUCUGGUGUUGUUACAGAGAGAUGGUCUGUGUUGGAGGGAGAAUCAGUCACUCUAAAAACUGAUGUUGAAACAACAAAAGAAGAUAUUAGGUGGUAUUUCACAUUAGUGAAUGACAUUCUCAUCGCUGAAAUCACAGGAGAUCAGAGUAAGAUCUGUACAAAUGUUCAGUGUAAAGAGAGAUUUAGAGACCGAUUGAGGCUGGAUCUUCAGACUGGAUCUCUGACCAUCAAAGACCCCAGACCUACAGACUCUGGAGUUUAUAAACUAAAGCUCAACAGCAGCAGAAUCAGUACAAAGAUCUCCAUUGUUACUGUUCAUAGUUUCUUCAGCGCUGAAGAUGUAGAUUCAGCUUUUGUGCUGGAGGGAGACUCAGUCAUUCUUCACACUGGUGUUGAAAUAAACCAACAAGAAAAGGUUAGAUGGUAUUUUAAUGACAUUCGCAUCGCUGAAAUCAUUGGAGAUCUCAGGAAGAUCUGUACAGAUGUUCAGUGUAAUGAAGGCACUGAGAGAUUCAGAGACAGACUGAAGCUGGACAAACAGACUGGAUCUCUGACCUUCACGAACAUCAGAAACACAGACUCCGGAGAAUAUAAACUACGGAUCAUCAGCAACAGCAUCAGUACAAGGGAGUUCAUUCUGGCUGUUUAUGAUUUUCCUGUUGUUGAAGUAGAUGAGAUAAAGAGAAAGUCGGUAAUGGAGGGAGAAUCUGUUACUUUAGAUACUCAUGCAAAAACCACAAAUGAUUCCAUGACGUGGUAUUUUAAUGACAUUCCCAUCUCUGAAAUCACUGGAGAUCAGAGAAAGAUCUGUACAGAUGAUCAGUGUAAAGAGAGAUUCAGAGACAGACUGAAACUGGAUAACGAGACUGGAUCUCUGACCAUCACACACACCACAAACACACACUCUGGACUCUAUAAACUACAGAUCAACAGCAGAAGAAUCAGCAUCAUAAGGAGCUUCGAUGUGACUGUCAGCAUAAAGAGUUCUGGUUCAGGUCUGUCUUCAGCUGCUAAAGGAGGAAUAUGUGUUGGUGUUGGUGUUGGUGUUGUGCUGGUCGUGGCAGCAGUUGCUUAUGUGAAUUACCGUCGCCACAAGAAAUCUACAGGACAUAAUAAUGGCUUCACAAGGCAGAACGAUCAUGAUGAGAGAAAUGAUGCGGAAAACUCUAUUCCCUUAUCGAAAAUGUUUUCCGCUGAUCCCUGCUGAUAACGGGACAUCAAUACGACUUCCAGUUUGUAAUGGUGGAGGGCAAAUGAAUCCCAAACGGAUCAGUGCGGGAUGAUCAGGGCCCGAGCACCGAUGCUGAGGGGACCUAUACUGAAAUUGCUCCGUUUAUUAUUAUUAAUCUCUAUAACUCUACCAUUAGCGGCAGCAUUUGUUAUAAAAUAUAUAAUACCGCACUAAUCUAUUUUGAUCAGAUUCAUAAUCAUUAAUAUUGCAAGAUGCAAGCACUCUUCACAGAUCAUGUGUGCAAAUGCCACAACAAGGCAACAUGAUUUCACGUUUCUAACUUUAGUUAGUGUGUAAUGUUGCUGUUAGUUUGAGCAUAAACACCAUCUGCAAAGUUAUGACGCUCAAAGUUCAAAACAAAAAAAAGAUAUUUGCUUUUAAUGAAACUGAUUUUUAGGGACUAUACAAAUGGCUUGUAGGGACUACGUUAUUAACAUCACUAACCCUAAAAUAUACAUAAACCCCGUCCAUGGGAGCGGGAUUAAUAGAUUAUCAAGACUAAAUAUGCUAAUCAGUGACUAGAAGAUAGUUAACUCCACAUCAGCAACAUAAAUGCAUCAACUAACCAUUCAGAAACAUCCUGUUGCAUUCUCCAUGUUGUCACUUCUUUGUCUCUCCAUCGUUGUCUGAGUCCGGUUUGAACACAAAACGUCUAAACGUUUUUUUUAUUUUUAUUUUUUGAUUUUCAGUGCAUAUCUGUUUGAGGCAUAGACAGUAAAAGAAAUGGACAAAGCGACCCCAUUGAUUUCAACUGAGAAAAUUGAAGUCUGUUAAAAGCUGAUCGUCAGACGUCACAAACUGAGCCUGUCACGUGAGCAACCUGUACGUCUUCUAGUUGCUGUGCCGAGUGAAAUCUGUUCAAUUUUAAAAUUGAAAAAAAUCAAUUUUAACACGCUAUAUAAAAAUAUCUGUGGGGUAUUUCGAGCUAAAACUUCCCCUACACAUUUAAAGACUUAUUUUACAUCUUGUGAACAGUGCAUUUUACCAGACAACACACAGGUCUUAAAGGAUUAGUUCACUUUUGAAAAAACUUUUGCUGAUAAUUUACUCACCCGCAUGUCAUCCAAGAUGUCC
Molecule: messenger RNA, 2506 nt
Organism: Pimephales promelas (fathead minnow)
Lineage: Eukaryota; Metazoa; Chordata; Actinopteri; Cypriniformes; Leuciscidae
Product: cell adhesion molecule CEACAM3
Source: RefSeq, a predicted model, not a curated record